AGUGUUUGUCCACGUGUGGAGAGCAUUCCCUUCACUCUCUCUGCCUUUCCUCCUCCCUCCUUCCCUCCGUCUCCCCCUUCAACACUCCGUCGCCGCUCUGUCACUUCAAGCCCAGCCCCGGAGUGGGAGCCAAUAGCAGCUUUGCCUUAGCCAUCCGUCUCUCUCUCUUCUCUCUCCCUCCCUCUCUCUCUCUCAGUCUCAAAGCCACACUAAAGAAGAAGAGGGGAGAGAAAAGGGAGAAGAGAGGGAGGGAGCUUGAGUAGCAUCCCAAUCUCUCUCUCUCUCUCUCUCUCUCUCUCUCUCUUGCUUGCCUCCGUCCGCCUGGAUGUGGCUCUCGCGCGCCUCGGUCUCACUCUCUUCCUCUCCUCUGUCCCGCUCUGUCUCUCCCUUUCUUUUCCCUUUUCUUCCUCUCUUUCUCCCCCUUUCCUUUCUUGCCUUCUCCUCCUCUUUUUUCUCUCUCCCUCUUCCUCUUCUCAGUGUGAACUUCAAAGUCGCUUUCUCCCCCCAACUGGGAAUGCUUAAGCAGAACUGAUGGACAUUUCCGAACUUUGCAUCUCCGACCCUCUCAGCUACCACAACCAUGUGAAAGGGAAUGGAUUGAGAAUAGAGAGAGGCGGCGUAUCUUGUCCGAUUCUGCACUGCCGGCUGUUAGGCAGAAUGUCCACGGAUGAGCGGCACCUCACCUCCAGCUGUGGGUCCUUCAUCAAGACUGAGCCGUCCAGCCCAUCCUCAGGCAUUGAUGCCAUCAGCCACCACAGUCCCAGCGGUUCAUCUGAUGCCAGUGGUGGUUACGGCCUCACUAUGGGUGGCCAUCCCAAUGGCCUGGACUCACCGCCCAUGUUCAACAGUGCGGGGAUUGGGGGUGGGCCCUGCCGCAAACGGUAUGAUGACUGUGCCAGCGCCAUCAUGGAAGAUUCACCCACCAAGUGCGAGUAUAUGCUCAAUGCCAUUCCCAAGAGGCUGUGCCUAGUGUGCGGGGACAUUGCAUCAGGAUACCACUAUGGAGUGGCCUCCUGCGAAGCAUGCAAAGCCUUCUUCAAGAGAACAAUUCAAGGGAACAUUGAAUACAGCUGCCCAGCUACGAAUGAGUGUGAAAUCACAAAACGGAGGCGCAAAUCCUGUCAGGCAUGUCGCUUUAUGAAAUGCCUCAAAGUGGGGAUGCUGAAAGAAGGAGUGCGUUUGGAUCGAGUUCGUGGAGGCCGCCAAAAGUACAAAAGAAGACUGGACUCUGAGAACAGCACUUAUCUGAGCUUACAAAUCCCCCCUCCAGCCAAAAAGCCAUUGACUAAGAUUGUCUCGCACUUACUGGUGGCAGAGCCAGAGAAGAUUUAUGCCAUGCCUGACCCUACCAUGCCGGAGAGUGACAUCAAAGCACUGACCACACUUUGUGACUUGGCAGAUAGAGAGCUGGUGGUGAUUAUUGGCUGGGCAAAGCACAUCCCAGGCUUCUCUAAUCUUUCCUUGGGGGACCAGAUGAGCUUAUUGCAGAGUGCCUGGAUGGAGAUACUAAUUUUGGGUAUUGUAUACCGUUCAUUACCCUACGAGGAUAAAUUGGUCUAUGCUGAAGACUACAUCAUGGAUGAAGAACACUCACGUUUGACAGGGCUGCUGGAGCUCUACCUGGCCAUCCUGCAGCUGGUCCGCAGGUACAAGAAGCUCAAACUGGAGAAGGAGGAGUUUGUCACACUCAAAGCCCUUGCUCUUGCUAAUUCAGAUUCAAUGCACAUAGAGGACAUGGAGGCUGUGCAGAAACUCCAAGACCUUCUCCAUGAAGCCCUUCAGGACUACGAGCUGAGUCAACGUCACGAGGAGCCACGGCGUGCAGGAAAGCUGCUGCUGACCCUGCCUCUCCUGCGGCAAACAGCUGCCAAGGCUGUGCAACACUUCUACAGCAUUAAACUGCAGGGCAAAGUCCCGAUGCACAAACUCUUCCUAGAGAUGCUGGAGGCCAAGGUCUGACAGGCCCAUGGUGCUUGGAAAGCAAACUGGGAACAGAGACUGGGCUGUGGAACAAACCAAACUGAGCUGGCUGGCAGCUGGCCUUUAUCUCCAACCAUUUAUUAUGGGGGAAGAAUUAUUUAACGCCCACCUGGCUACUCGCCAACCCUUUACAUCCACCUGAAAAUUAUUGUGUACAGAGAGGGAAACUCUUUUAAUCAACAUCAGUCUCUUUUUGAGGGUUGUUUUGCUUUUGGGGGUGGUUUUCUUUUCUUGCACUUGCAGAGGAAGCCAAGGGAAAAAUUGGGAGUCCCUGAGCAGUGAUGCUCUUUGCACUAGCCAGGGAAGCUGAUGCUUUUCUCUGUCCGCCUUCUAGAGAAGGGAUGAGGGGACCUUAAGCAGGGAAUGCUUGAAAAACAAGAGGCUAUAACCUUCAUGAGAGGAGAUGCCAUCUGUGAGUCUGCAGCUUGACACACAUAUACACCGGGUUUUUCUCUCCAAAUCACACGCCCAAGGGACGGUGCUUGUUUGGAGAGGAGCACCAUGAGAUCUCUAAAACGUCUGUAUCUUAUGCUCAAACUACUUGCAACAUAUGUACAUACCAACCCUACUGUUUCAUAAUGGGAAAGACAGACCUGACUAUGUAAGAUAUUCUGUUACCAUGAACAGUGUCCUUGCACCUCUCUUUGCCCCCUCCCUGUGCAAUCAUAACAUUCCCAGCAGUGGUCCCUAUAGCAGCUGGAGACAUGUCCACAAGAAGAAAAAGUCUCCUGUGUAUGGAGCACACAGAAAGGAAGAGCCUGACACCUUUUGGUUCCAAGACUCUACUUCAGUCCUCUCCCAUCUUUGCACCCUCAGGCAUAGUCCUCAGAUCCACCAGAUGAAAAUGAUUAAAUUUGUAAUCCAAUGCAUCUGAAGAGUGCUAAUCUGGAGAAGGUUGCUGUGUUCACCCAGUUAUCCCUUUCUCUUACCAUAUGUGGUGCUACUUUAAAACCCUCUACCUCUUUUCUUCCUCUUCCAUUUGGCACAUGUCCUGGUCUGCUGGAAUCCUUCCAGAAUGAACAGGCCCAAAUUAAAAGCACUCCUAAGUCGCUCAUUUCCCAAAAGAGAUUUGUACCAUAUUAACCUAAUUCCUACAGGGCAGAGAUUUGAUCCUUGCUCCCUGGAUACCUCCUCUUUCUGCCUCACCUGUUUCUCUAGGUCAUUUGUUUGAAAAUACACCAGGUUAGUGGGACCAGAUUGAAGAAAACUUUGCAUUGAGAGUAGGAGUGGAAAUAAUGGAAAUAGUCACAAACUGGUGGAAAAUGUGAUAGAGCUACAAAACCCUGAUGCGAGCAAUCCUAAAUAGGCAUGCAAAUUGCCGGGGGAAUGACACUAAGUUUUUGCCAGAGCUCAAGACUUAUCCCUUCAUUUUGAAACUAGGCUAAGAACUGCACAAAAUUAAAUCAAAAGUAUCUGGCUGGUCAUCCCUGCUUUAGGAAAAAGGCAGGAACAAAGCUCAAAUUGGAACCAGAGCUGUUAGGAAAUUAUGAGAAGAUAGUACCUCAGAAAACAAAGUGCUUUCCCCUCAACUCAAUGAUAGGGAAGUGCUUCCAUGUCCAUUUGGCCCCUGUUUAUAUUUUAAAAAAGGAAUUUAUCACUUUUCUUGACAUCACUUGCAUGUGCAGUUGGUCCUAGCGGACCAAUUUUUGAUAUUUCAGUGCAGUGGGGUGUGUCAAUAUAUUUUUGUGUGUUUUCAUAGUUCUUUUGGCAUUUGACAGUGAAUUCCACUGAAGCAGAGGUGUCAUUGGGCUAAGAUGACCAAACAAGUGAAUUUCACAUAAUAAUCACAUAAUCUGUGAAAACAGAACCAACCAAAGAAAUAAUGGUGAAUGGUAAAAAUCCAUUGGCAACUGGAUGCUGUAUGUUUGCCUCCCACCUUUUCCCCAGGCACAAGGAGAACAAGCGGAUUGGCCCUUUUUUUCUGAAGGGAUUCCACAUGUGUUUUCUUCCAAAAUCCAAUCCAAAAUACUAUUUUUGGAUGAGGGCUAGGGAGAAAGAAGUGGUAGCAUUACCCAACUCUGUGAAAUAGUCUUCUGUGGAUCUAAUAGGAGUGGCAAUAAACAUUACAGUUUUCCAUAGCCACUUAUUGCAUCUAGUAGCAGUUGUUUAGAGGCUGAGCAAUGCUUACAUAGAAUAUAAAUUUCCGUCACAAUUAUAUUCUCUUGUCAGUUUUGUUUUGGAAUAACUACUGAUUGGGUUGGAUCGAUUGCUGCUUUAACCCAUUAUGAACCUGUAGAUGAAUGAUGAGUGAAGGGCUACACUUGAAAUUGUUCAUGUCCCACUGCUUUGCAACAAAGGGAGAGAGAAAUACAGAUAUUUUCCUUCAUAACUAUGAUGGGAUUUUUCCCCAGAUUAGCCCUUCCUGUUACAACUUUGUUCAUAUCCUACCAAAAUUCUCCAAAUCAUGAACCAUCUGAAGGAGAGGGACAAUAGCUCAGAGGAUCAAUUUUGCAUGCCAUAGUCCUGGUUUGACUUCCUGGUGUUUCUUUUUAAACCACUCAACUACCAUGUGAUGUAAACAUUUGAUACCUGAGAUCCAAAGGAGUCACUGCCAAAAUCGACAAUACUCAUCUAGAUAUAUGAAUCUGAUGGUAUAAUAAGAAGGGGUUUGGAAAAUCUGUCUUGUACCAGUUUAUACUUAAUUAGGUAACUUAUUCCGGCCCAAUUGUGACCCUCAAACCUGAUGGCAAUGCUUCUGUUGCUGGAAGAAUAGACAUCCUUUUCCCCAUACA
Messenger RNA from Anolis sagrei ordinatus, 4712 nucleotides. It is a transcript of the gene ESRRB, whose product is annotated as estrogen related receptor beta. The record is from RefSeq and is a predicted model, not a curated record. Gene Ontology annotation, molecular function: nuclear receptor activity; steroid binding; zinc ion binding. Gene Ontology annotation, biological process: regulation of transcription by RNA polymerase II; nuclear receptor-mediated steroid hormone signaling pathway. Gene Ontology annotation, cellular component: chromatin; nucleus. NCBI's taxonomy places the organism in Eukaryota, Metazoa, Chordata, Lepidosauria, Squamata, Anolidae.